AUGGAUGCAGGCGACGAAACUUUUUCUUGUGGGCUUUGCAAAACGAGAUUAGGGACAGCGGAUCUUAUUGUAGAAGAACAGCUAUUGAUGUCCCAUUCUUGUUUUGCAGAUGUCGAGAAUGUGUACUUUGAUUAUAGUACCAAAUUAAUAAUCAAGGAAUCUUCAGUUAAUAGGGAAACAGAGGAAAAUUCACCCAUUCUACAGGGUACACUAAAUACUCCUGCAGCAUUUUCAGAGACCAAAGAAAAAUGGACCGAUAAUAUGGUGAAAUUAUUAAUUAGUGCCUACAAAGAAAAAUUCAGUUCAUCUGCUUACACAAAAAAGAAAGUUUGGGAGCUAAUUAGUGCAAAAAUGGGAGAGUUUGGGUAUAAAAAAGACGGUUUAAAAUGUGACGAGAAGUGGAGAAACCUGAAAAAAUCAUAUGAUAAAGUGAAGCAGGAACUUAAUAAAAGUGGAAACAAGAAUAUUUCAUGGGCAUUUUAUAAAGACAUGGAAGAAAUUUUUUGUAGAGAUCCUCAUUUUGAACCUGUUAGUACAUGUUCAAGUUCAGGUGUUACUACCAUACGCUGUAUUUCCAAUGAAAUGGAAAAGAAUUUGUCCCCUGGGUGUAGCCAGAAUUCAUUUUCAAGUGAAGCAGUUACUCCCAAAAAAAAACAAAGAAAGUACUCUCCAUAUCAAACCGAACAAGGUAGGGAGAGACGUCAUAAAGAAAAAAUGGAUUUAAAAAAGGAAAUGUUCACUUGGUUCAAAGAAAACUACAAAAAAAAAAGAAUAGACAAAUUACAGUGAGGAUUCUCCAAUGGUAG
Messenger RNA from Psylliodes chrysocephalus, 806 nucleotides. The record is from the annotation of a GenBank genome assembly. Lineage: Eukaryota; Metazoa; Arthropoda; Insecta; Coleoptera; Chrysomelidae.